UGUUAGCCUAUUGUAAUUAUAGCAAGUGUAAUUAUAGUAGGAUGCCCUUGAUUAGUGGCAUGUACCAAGGCUGUGCGGUUGGCUUACAGCCACCCCAGCCUCAAUAUAUACCUGUGCCUUGACAUGGAAUAGAAUUAACCUUUCCACAUAUUUCCUACAUGGUAUCAAUCACGUAACGAUCCUGUUCUUCCGCACCCCACGCCGUCGCUGAUCCGAUCGCCGCGCCGCCGCAGAUUUCGUCGCCGGACGUCGCGAUCUCAUCGCCAGCACCUGCUUCCCGAGCCAAUCGCCCACACCUCGUGCUGCUCUCCUUGCCGGGUGUGGCCGCCGGUUCGCUCCCGAUCACCCGCCCCGUCGUUGACAUCGUCACCGGGCGCGGUCGCUGGUCCCGUCUGCCAUGGCGGACGACGACGACGCCACAGCUGCCCAGGCCGCCAAGGACAAGGAGGCCGCCGAUCGCCUCGCGGCCGAGGCCGCUGCCCGUGCUGAUGCAGCACGCCGGGCUGAAGAAGACCGUCUUCGUGCUGCUGCUCUAGACGAGUAUGAGAAAACGCAUGAGGCUCUCUGGGCGCAGGCCACUGCCGUCGUCAACGUCAAGGCCCUCAUCCCCAUCGUCCUCGACAAGGCCACGGACACCUACACCAAGUGGCGCGGCAUAUUCCUCACCGUCCUCGGCAAGUAUGCCCUCACCCGCCACGCCCUUGAGGAUGAGGCGUUCCCCGCCCGCCCGGCAUGGAUCCAGGCGGACUGCUGUGUCCUCACGUGGAUCUAUGGCACCGUCUCCAGCGACUUGCAGCAGUCGUUGAUGAUGCGGCAAGGUCCUGCCCGCAAUGCGUGGUGCUACCUCGAGGAUGAAUUUCUCGGGCAGAAGGAGUCCCGUGCCCUUCUCCUUGAGACACAGUUCCGUACCUUUCGUCAGGAGGCCCUGAGCAUCACCAACUACUGCCGCCGCCUUGAGUCCAUGGCUGCCUCCCUCGCCGACUUCGGCGACCCCAUCGGUGAUACACAAAUGGUCCUCACGCUCCUCCGCGGCCUCAGUGGCAAGUUUCGCCACAUGGUGUCCAUCCUCAAGAUGCAGAAGCCGUUCCCGACGUUCAGUGAAGCCCGUACACACCUCCUGUUGGAGGAGAUGGAGAUCGACGCUCGUCCUCCGUCCCCGCCAGCCGCCCUCGUCGUCGCGCCGUCGCGUCCAGCGGCACCAGGUGCAGCUGCUGCUCCACGUCCGGGCGCACCCCCUCCUCCACGCCCCGCUGCACCGACUGGGGGCCAACGCAACGGACGCCGUCGUGGCCGCGGUGGACGUGGUGCUCCUGCUGCACCCAACGCUGGUGCACAACCUGGUGGACAGGGCAGCGCUUACAACGGUGCUGGUGUGCACCCAUCGUUCAUGCACCCUUGGGCUGGCAGCGUGCGCAUGUGGCCGUACGAUCCGUCAGGACGUCCUCCGCCGCCGCAACCUGCAUUCCACACAGCCCCGCACUAUGGUGGGUACAGUGCUCCUCCCGGUGCCUAUGGUGGCACAUACGCUGGCCCGCCACCCUCGUACAGCAUGUACCACGGGGGAGCUGCACCGCCGCUCUUCCAGGCGCCCUCGCCCUCACCAGCUUACCAGGCAGCGCCCUGGAACCCCACUCACGGCGGCUCUUGGCACCAGGACUCCCUGGCGCACUCCUUCAACACCAUGACGCUGAACCCGCCAACCUCUGAGUGGUACGCUGAUUCAGGUGCUGGUUCGCAUAUGACCUCGGACGCUGGAUUUGCAAACCAGGAACGUGAUCGCCAGGUGCAAUAGUUCUGGUGACCUCUACCCAUUCUAUGCACCUUCCACCAGUGCCUCCGCGUUCAUCGCUGCACCUACCUCCCUUUGGCAUCGCCGUCUCGGUCAUC
This is a messenger RNA of Oryza brachyantha (malo sina), 1887 nucleotides long. RefSeq names its product programmed cell death 6-interacting protein-like. The record is from RefSeq and is a predicted model, not a curated record. Lineage: Eukaryota; Viridiplantae; Streptophyta; Magnoliopsida; Poales; Poaceae. The transcript is spliced from 2 exons. Bases 398 to 1792 code for a protein of 464 amino acids.